AUGGCCACGGUGGGAGGUGAUGCCAGCGGGAGCAGCAGCGCUGCUGCGAGUGCGGUCGGGGCGGACGAGGGGGUGGGGGAGAUUCUCGCGUUCUGGUUUGGAGACUUCAUGCGGCCGGGAUAUGAUGGCCCAGCCCCUGCACCGUCAGACGAACUCGCUAAGGCGCGUGUGUGGUUCAGCAAGAAUGACGACGUGGACGCUUUCAUUCGCACGCGAUUCACUCCGCUUAUCCCGCUCGCCGCAUCAGGCCAGCUGGCGGGCUGGGAGGACACGCCACAUGGCGCCCUCGCAUUGCUGGUGCUGCUUGAUCAGUUCACGAGGAACAGUUUCAGGGGCUCGCCAGAGGCUUUUGCACAGGACCACCUUGCUUUGGAGGUUGCUAAGCGGGCCAUUGACAAGGGUUUUGACCGGCAGGUGCCCAGGGUUGGUCGGCCUUUCUUCUACCUGCCGUUUGAGCACGCGGAAGGUACGGCUUUUCUCUGUUCAUGUGUCAGCUCAUUCCUCUUUGCAUGUUAG
Molecule: messenger RNA, 516 nt
Organism: Closterium sp. Naga37s-1
Lineage: Eukaryota; Viridiplantae; Streptophyta; Zygnematophyceae; Desmidiales; Closteriaceae
Source: the annotation of a GenBank genome assembly